UUGUCCCCUACAGCACUCCGUAGAGUUCCCUUGGCGAGCUCCACGUAGGCCGCGCAGGCGCUUUGUCUGCACCCUUCACCUGCUGCCGUUGUCGCCGCCGCCGCCGGGGCUGGAUGGGGGGUCUGGGCCAGCCAGAGGCACCCGGAAAAAAGAGACGCGGCGGCGGCGACGCCGACACCUGCACCUGCAGGGCGAGUGUCCCGAGCUGUCUGCGAACCCAAAGAGGAGACGGCGAGGCCCGGCCCCCGCAGUCCCUAGUGUAGAGAAGGCGCCGCGGCGGCGGCGGGAGUGACUCUCUGGGCACCCGCCCUCAGGUUUCAUUCACACUCAGGUCCCAGUGCUGCGCCAUGUUCAAGAAACUGAAGCAAAAGAUCAGCGAGGAGCAGCAGCAGCUCCAGCAGGCACUGGCUUCUUCUCAGGCUUCCUCCAAUUCUUCAACCCCAACAAGAAUCAGAAGCAGAACAUCUUCAUUUACAGAGGAACUUGAUGAAGAUACACCCAACAGAGAGAAUGCACCUAUCCAGGCCACGAAAUCUCCCAACAGUCUUAAUGGAAGUGAAUCAAGUGCUACCCAGUCAGGUGACACGCAGUCUUUUGCACAGAAGCUCCAGCUCCGGGUACCUUCUGUGGAGUCUUUGUUUCGAAGUCCAAUAAAGGAAUCCCUGUUUCGAUCUUCCUCUAAAGAGUCCUUGGUACGAACAUCUUCCAGAGAAUCUCUCAAUCGACUUGACCUGGACUGUUCUGCCACCUUUGAUCCACCCUCUGAUAUGGAGAGUGAGACUGAAGACUCACUAGGGAAUUCAGACAGUCUCAGCAAAGAACAGUUAAUUCAGCGGUUGCGAAGAAUGGAGCGAAGUUUAAGUAGCUACAGAGGAAAAUAUUCUGAGCUUAUUACAGCUUAUCAGACUCUUCAGAGAGAGAAGAAAAAGCUACAAGGUAUAUUAAGUCAGAGUCAGGAUAAAGCACUUCGGAGAAUUGGAGAAUUAAGAGAGGAGCUCCAAAUGGACCAGCAAGCAAAGAAACAUCUCCAAGAGGAAUUUGAUGCAUCUUUAGAGGAGAAAGAUCAGUAUAUCAGUGUUCUCCAGACUCAGGUUUCCCUGCUGAAACAUCGAUUACAAAAUGGCCCGAUGAAUGCUGAUUUACCUAAACCACUGCCUCAGAUGGAGCCCCAGGCUGAAGGCAUCACUAAAGAAGAGAACACAGAAAGUAAUGUAGAGCCAGUAGUGGGAGAUGGAGCUUCUGCUAAAACAUUGGAAACACUUCAGCAAAGAGUUAAGCGUCAAGAGAAACUACUUCAGCGUUGUAAGGAAACAAUUCAGUCGCAUAAGGAACAAUGUACGCUGUUAACCAAUGAAAAAGAAGCACUGCAAGAACAACUAGAUGAAAGACUUCAAGAACUAGAAAAGAUGAAGGAGCUUCAUAUGGCUGAGAAGACUAAACUUAUCACUCAGUUGCGUGAUGCAAAGAACUUAAUUGAACAGCUUGAACAAGAUAAGGGAAUGGUAAUAGCAGAGACAAAACGUCAGAUGCAUGAAACACUGGAAAUAAAAGAGGAAGAAAUUGCUCAACUUCGUACCCGCAUCAAACAGAUGACUACCCAAGGAGAGGAAUUACGGGAACAGAAAGAAAAGUCUGAGAGAGCUGCUUUUGAGGAACUUGAAAAAGCAUUGAGUACAGCCCAAAAAACAGAAGAAGCACGCAGAAAAAUGAAGGCCGAAAUGGAUGAACAAAUUAAAGCUAUUGAGAAGACAAGUGAGGAGGAGCGCAUCAGUCUGCAACAGGAAUUAAGUCGAGUGAAACAGGAGGUUGUGGAUAUAAUGAAAAAAUCUUCAGAAGAACAAAUCAUUAAGCUACAGAAACUUCAUGAAAAGGAGCUUGCCAGCAAAGAACAAGAAUUGACUAAGACGUUUCAGGCCCGAGAAAGGGAAUUUCAGGAGCAAAUGAAAGUAGCUCUUGAAAAGAGUCGAUCAGAAUAUUUGAAGAUCACCCAAGAAAAAGAGCAGCAAGAAUUUUUGGCCCUGGAAGAGCUAGAGUUGCAGAAAAAAGCAAUUCUCACAGAGAGUGAAAAUAAACUUCGGGAACUUCGGCAAGAGGCAGAGACUUACAGAACUAGAAUUCUUGAAUUGGAAAGUUCCUUGGAAAAAAGCUUACAAGAAGGCAAAAAUCAAUCAGAAGAUUUAGCUAUCCAUUUGGAAGCUGAAAAAAAUAAGCACAAUAAAGACAUCACAAUCAUGGUUGAAAAACACAAGACUGAGUUGGAAAGUCUGCAGCAGCAGCAGGAUAACCUUUUGACUGAAAAACUCCAAGUUUUAAAGCAACAGCAUCAGACAGAAAUGGAAAAACUUAGAGAGAAGUAUGAACAAGAAAAGGAAACAUUGUUGAAAGACAAAGAGAUUCUUUUCCAGGCCCACAUAGAAGAGAUGAAUGAAAAAACUUUAGAAAAGCUUGAUGUGAAGCAAACAGAACUAGAAUCAUUAUCUUCUGAACUGUCUGAAGUAUUAAAAGCCCGUGACAAGCUAGAAGAAGAACUUUCUAUGCUAAAGGAUCAAGCAGACAAAGUGAAGCAGGAGUUAGAAGCCAAACUGGAUGAACAGAGAAAUCAUCACCAGCAACAAGUUGACAGCAUCAUUAAAGAGCAGGAGCUAUCUAUACAGAGAACUGAGAAAGCAUUAAAAGAUGAAAUUAAUCAACUUAGGCUUCUUUUAAAGGAAAAGGACCAAUGUUUGAAAGAGCAUCAAGCUCAUGUGGAGAAUUUAGAGGCAGAUAUUAAAAGGUCUGAGGGAGAACUCCAGCAGACUUCUGCUAAGCUGGAUCAUUUGCAGUCAUCCCAGAGUGCUUCGCAUGAGCAGGCAAAAGCAUAUGAGGAACAGUUGGCCCAAUUGCAGAAAAAGUUGUUGGAUUUAGAAACAGAAAGACUUCUUCUUACCAAAAAGGUAGCUGAAGUUGAAACACAAAAGAAAGAUGUCAGUGCUGAGUUAGACACACACAAAAUCCAGGUGCAAGAGUUAAUGCAACAACUUGAAAAACAGAAUAAUGAAACGGAGCAAACAGUAGAAUCUCUAACCCAACUCUAUGAGUCCAAACUUAAAGAUAAUAACUUAGAGCAGGAACAGACAAAGCAAAUCUUGAUGGAAAAGGAAAAUUUAAUUUUACAAAUGAGAGAAGGACAGAGCAAAGAAAUUGAGAUACUCAAACAGAAAUUGUCAGCCAAGGAGGACAGUAUUAGUAUUUUGCAUGAAGAAUAUGAAACCAAAAUUAAAAACCAAGAAAAAAAGAUGGAAAAAAUUAAGCAGAAAUCAAAGGAGAUGCAAGAAACGUUAAAGAAGAAAUUAUUAGAUCAGGAAGCCAAACUUAAAAAAGAGCUUGAAAAUACUGUACUAGAGCUUAGUCAGAAAGAAAAACAGUUCAAUGCCAAAAUGUUGGAAAUGGCACAGGCUAACUCAGCUGGAAUCAAUGAUGUAGUGUCAAGACUGGAAAUGAACCAGAAGGAGCAAAUAGAAAGUCUUACUGAGGUGCACAAGCGAGAACUCAAUGAUGUCAUACUAAUCUGGGAAAAGAAACUUAAUCAGCAAGCUGAAGAACUUCAGGAAAAACAUGAAAUUCAGUUACAGGAAAAAGAACAAGAGGUGGCAGAACUGAAACAAAAGAUCCUCAGAUUUGGGUGUGAAAAAGAAGAGAUGAACAAGGAAAUAGUGUGGUUGAAGGAGGAAGGUGUCAAGCAGGAUACAAUAUUAAAUGAAUUACAGGAACAGUUAAAGCAGAAGUCUACUCAUUUGAAUUCUCUCUCACAAAAUGAAAAUAAAUUGAAAGCACAACUUGAAAAGUUAGAGUUUGACCUGAGCCAAACUUUGAAGGAAAAUACUUUUCUUCAAGAGCAGGUAAUUGAACUAAAGACACUGGCAGAACAAGAUAAGCUUAAGGUUUCUGAGUUGACUGACAGGUUGAAAGCCACCAAUGAAGAAUUUCAGAGUUUGAAAUCUUCACAUGAAAAAAGUAACAAAAACCUAGAAGACAAAAGCGUGGAAUUCAAGAAACUGUCUGAGGAACUAGCAUUACAGCUAAAUAUUUAUUGUAAGAAAACUGAAGCCUUAUUAGAAGCUAAAACGAAUGAGCUAGUCAACAUUAUUGAUAGCAAAAUUGAUGUCAUUCUUUCUAGAAUUACUCAUUGUCAGCUCCACACAACUAAAAUUAAGAAGGCACUAUUAAUUCAGAUUUGCAGAGUUUCUGAAUUAGAAGCACAGCUUAAACAGCUAAAAGAAGAGCAAAGUACACUAAAUAAUUCUUUUCAACAGGCUACCCAUCACUUAGAAGAAAAAGAAAAUCAAAUUAAAAGCAUGAAGGCUGAUAUUGAGGGUCUUGUAACAGAAAAAGAGGCCUUACAGAAGGAAGGAGGCAACCAGCAGCAGGCUGCCUCUGAAAAGGAGUCUUGUAUCACACAGCUGAAGAAAGAGUUAUCUGAAAACAUCAACGCUGUCACAUUGAUGAAAGAAGAGCUUAAAGAAAAAAAAUCUGAGAUUAGCAGUCUUAAUAAACAACUCACUGAGUUGAACGAUCAGCUUCAGAAUAGUAUUAGCUUGACGGAAAAAGAAGCAGCCAUUUCCUCACUAAGUAAGCAAUAUGAUGAAGAACAACGGGGACUGCUAGAGCAGGUGCAGGAUUUAUCUUUGAAAGUGGAUACUCUGAGUAAAGAGAAAAUGUCUGCUCUUGAGCAAGUAGAUCACUUGUCCAACAAAUUCUCAGAAUGGAAGAAGAAAACACAGUUAAAAUUUACACAGAAUCAAAAUACUAUUAAAGAGUUGCAGAUUCAACUUGAGUUAAAAACAAAGGAGGCCAGUGAAAAGGAUGAGCAGAUAAAUUUAUUGAAGGAAGACCUUAGUCAGCAAAAUAAAAGAUUUGAAUGUUUAAAGGGUGAAAUGGAAGAUAAGAAGAGCAAGAUGGAGAAAAAGAAGUGUAAUUUAGAGACUGAGUUAAAAACUCAAACAGUGAGAAUUGUGGAGUUAGAGGAACAUAUCACUCAGAAAACAAUUGAAAUUGAGUCCUUAAGGGAAGUCCUUAAAAAUUACAAUCAGCAAAAAGAUAUUGAACACAAAGAACUGGUUCAGAAACUUCAACACAUUCAAGAGUUAGGAGAAGAAAAGGACAACAAGGUUAUAAAAGCUGAAGAAAAAAUCUUAAAACUUGAAAAGCAGGUGUCCUUCAUGAAGUCUGAACUUGAAACUACGAAUAAAGAAUUGGAACAUGUGAAUUCAAGUGUGAAAAGCAAAGAGGAGGAGUUAAAGGCCCUGGAAGAUAGACUUGAGUUGGAAAGUGCUGCAAAACUAGCAGAACUGAAGAAAAAAGCUGAACAAAAAAUUGCUGCCAUUAAGAAGCAGUUGUUAUCUCAAAUGGAAGACAAGGAACAGCAAUAUAAAAAAGAUACAGAAAGCCAUUUAAGUGAGCUAAAUUCAAAACUGCAGGAAAGAGAGAGGGAAGUUCUCAUCUUGGAAGAAAAACUUAAAUCAGUAGAAAGUUCACCACAACCAGAGACAUUAAUUGUACCCAGGUCAGCAAAAACUGUGGCAGUGUGUACAAAGCAAGAAGCCGCAGAUUCCCAAGGCUCUGUGCAGAAGGCAUAUGAAGAAAAAAUCAGUGUUUUACAAAGAAAUGUCACUGAAAAAGAAAAGCUAUUACAGAGGCUGGAACAGGAAAAAGAAGAGACAAAGUCUUCUCAUUCUGAAAUGCAGUGCAAAUAUGAGGAGCUCUUAAUAAAGUUAGAACAUGCUGAAACAAAGCAACGUGAAGAUCAAGUUACGAUAAAUUGUCUUAAAGAAGAACUUGAAGGAAAAAACAAGAAGUCUUCCUUGAUAGUAUUCCAGCAUGUGGAAGGAGAAGGAGGGAAAAACAACAUAGGGGCAAAGCAAACCUUGGAAAAUGUGGUUGAUGAUUUCCAGAAAACCCUCCAGGAAAAGGUACUAACCUGUCAGAUCUUGGAGCAAAAGAUAAAAGAGCUGGAUUCCUGCUUAGCAAGAGAGAAGGAAGUACAUAGAUUUGAAAUGGAAGAGUUGACCUCAAAAUACGAAAAAUUACAGGCUUUACAACAGCAGAUGGAUGGGAAAAAUCACCCCAUAGAAGUUCUGGAAGAAAGUACUGAAAACUCAGAAUCACAUGUAGUCCAUCCCAAAUUGCCUGGUAACAAUGAGGCCCAGCACAAUGACCUGGAAUUUAAAUUAGCAGGGGCAGAGCGGGACAAGCAGAGGCUGGGCAAGGAGGUUGAUAAAUUGCAGAAAGACCUUCGAAUGUUGCGGAAGGAGCACCAGCAAGAAUUGGAUAUAAUAAAGAAAGAAUAUGAACAAGAAAUGGAAGAGAAAAUCAAACAGGAGCAAGAAGAUCUUGAAUUAAAACACAGUUCCACAUUAAAACAGCUGAUGAGGGAGUUUAAUACACAGCUAGCACAAAAGGAGCAGGAACUAGAAAUGACCAUAAAAGAAACCAUCAAUAAGGCCCAGGAGGUGGAGGCUGAACUUUUGGAAAGUCAUCAGGAAGAGACAAAUCAGUUACAUAAAAAGAUUGCAGAGAAAGAAGAUGAUCUGAAAAAAACAGCCAAAAGAUAUGAAGAAAUCCUUGAUGCUCGUGAGGAAGAAAUGACUGCAAAAGUAUUGGACCUACAGGCUCAACUUGAGGAGCUGCAGGAGAAAUAUCAGCAAAAGCAACCGCAGGAGGAGAACACUGGUGAUGAUAAAACACAACUAGCACAGAAGACGACUCUUAUCAGUGAUUCAAAGUUGAAAGAGCAAGAGUUCAGAGAACAGAUUCACAGUUUACAAGACCGUUUGAAGAAAUAUGAGAAGAAUGUAUAUGCAACAACUGUAGGGACACCUUACAAAGGUGGCAAUUUGUAUCAUACCGAUGUCUCGCUCUUUGGAGAACCUACCGAAUUUGAGUAUUUGCGGAAAGUGCUUUUUGAGUAUAUGAUGGGUCGUGAAACUAAGACCAUGGCAAAGGUUAUCACCACUGUACUGAAGUUCCCUGAUGACCAGACUCAGAAAAUUUUAGAAAGAGAAGAUGCUCGGCUAAUGUCAUGGCUCCGGUCUUCAUCUUGAAGAAAUGGGGAGAGUGAUGUUGGGCAAGCCUGCUGCAGCUUGGAAGACUGUCCACAUUUGUAAUUCUUUGAGAAUGAAGUUUUUCAGGGCCUCUCAUGUAGCCAAAAGACCAAGAAAGCUCUGGCAUUGGCCCACAGAUAUAUUGCAGAUUUCCUUUUAAAUAGAUUUUAUCAGUGGAGAAAUGCUAAUGGUUUCUUUUUCCUUCAGUUUUCUGUUGGGCAGAGUUUUAUGUUGUGUAAAGGAUAUUUUUAAUAACUUAACCUGAUUUAUGAGCUUACUUAAUGUUCCUUCUAUUCUUUUUGUCCCUCUUUUUAGAGAACUGCUUGCCUUUCCUAUUUAUUUUUAAGGUGAUUUUUACAAAAAGACUUGUGCAAUACAUUUUGAGGUGAAACCUAGUGACUUUUUUUCUGAUAAAUUAGAGUAUUCAAUUGACUAUUUUAUCCAGAUUGAUUCAUUGAAUAUUUGCUAAAGACUAGCUCUUUAAGCUAUGACAUGAUAAAUCAGAUGGCAGUACCUCAUGUUUACUUAGCUUUUGUACUUAUACUUUUCAGAGGAAAAAAUACUACUGUAAAUUGUAAAUAGUCAAUACAUAUAAUUGUAUUGUAUGCAGAUCUUUGACUGUUGACAAUGUCAUCCUGAAGGAACAGAUAAAUAAAGUUUAUUUACUGUAUAGAUUUUGCUUCUUGUGCUUCCUCCUAAGUUGAAAUUUAUUUCAAAAUAAUCGAGAAUCUGUGUUCUAGCUACAUGAAGAUAGUGAUGCACUAUUUGUCAGUAUAGCUAAAUGGUGAGCAUUUGGAAGGA
Messenger RNA from Orycteropus afer afer, 7880 nucleotides. The record is from RefSeq and is a predicted model, not a curated record. NCBI's taxonomy places the organism in Eukaryota, Metazoa, Chordata, Mammalia, Tubulidentata, Orycteropodidae.